CACCCUUCUUCUCACAUUCCUCUCAGUCCCUUGCUCCUAGGUUUGGGGCAGGUCCCAGUCCAAAACAGGGGCAGCAACUACUAGGACUAAAUUACAUGAAGCCUGUGAAUUUGCUUGGAUUUGUACAAAACAGAUUCUAACAAGAGGAUUGUAAAAACAAGAGGAACAAUUUUAAACUGCUCUGAUUUCCCCAUCCCCCUUUCUUGGAAUACUUUUUAUUUUAUAUUUUCAUGCGAAGAUACUGUACCUGUUCUAUUGCUGAAUUUCAAUCUCCUCGUCAUCUGGAUCCCUGCCAUUCAAAGACAGAGAGCAUCGAUAUGGCACUGUUAUAGACAAACUAUUCCAGUGAUGGCUGGGAAUCCAGAGGUGACCUUCACAGCUCUGGGCUAAUGCCCUACAGAGUGCUAGGGGGCUGAAUCCCUUUCGUACACACACACACUCUUCUGUCACUUCCAACCCUCCAUUCCUCAUCUGUGGUGUCUGACUCUAGAUCGAAGCCCUGUGGGACAAUGGCAUCUCACAGAAACUCUAGUUUCCUCCUCAACCUCUCCCACCACCCACGAUGGACACAAGAUCCCUUAAUGAGGGAGAGAAGGAGACAAAGAAGGACAGAGGAUACAAAAACAAUGAACAGUCUGACCCCCGCAUCGUCAUCUGCGGUGCUACGCUCCAGAAGCUUGUGGGGAAACUGGCUGAUGUUACCCCUGCUGAUGGCCACCUAUCUACCCUGUGAGGCCUGGGGCGCCACAUUCACUGUGGCCAUAAUUGGUCCCUGGACAUGUGACCCUAUGUACUCCAAAGCCCUUCCUGACCUGGCUGCCCGCCUGGCCACCGCCCGCCUCAACAUGGACCCCUACACUAAGAAAGGCUACUGGUACGACUAUACUCUCGUCAACGAGGACUGUAAAACAUCCAAUGCCCUGGCCCGCUUCUCCUCUCUGGAAGGCUAUGGCUCGGCUUUCCUCGGCCCUACUAAUCCAGGCUACUGCUCAUCGGCUGCUCUGUUUGCGAAAAACUGGAAUAAGCCCUUUCUGUCCUGGGGUUGCCUGAAACCAAACAUGGAGGAUGGACAGUAUCCCACCUUUCACAGGCCCCUGCCUCUGUCUUCCCGGGUUCUGUUUUCUGUGCUGCGGUACUUCCGCUGGGCCCAUGUGGUCAUCGUGACGUCAGAGGAUGACCUGUGGGAGGCUACAGGACACGAGCUGGCGGCCUCUCUUAUGGCCCUGGGCCUGCCGGUUAUCAAUGUGGUCACCAUGGAGCCGGACAAGGAUGGACCCACAAAGGCCUUGAAAAGGAUUCGGGAGUUAGACCGUGUCAGAGUGGUCAUCAUGUGCAUGCACUCAGCGUUGAUCGGUGGUGAGGCCCAGUAUCAGCUCCUAACCUCUGCCUCAAACAUGCGUAUGAUAGACCGUGGCUAUGUUUUCAUCCCCUAUGACACCCUCACAUAUUCGCUGCCCAAGGGCACAAACCUUCAUGCUCUGACCAAUGACAGCUUGUUGAGAAAAGCCUACGAUGGAGUUCUCACCAUCACCAUGGAUUCUAGUGAGAACACUUUCUAUGAAAGCUUCAAAGAGGCUCAGGAGAAAUUUGAGAUUCGCACCAGCACUCCACCAGAUCAGGUGUCUCCAUUCUUCGGCACCAUCUACAACAUGAUAUAUUACAUGGCCUAUGCAGUAGAGAAGAGUCGCAUGGUGGCUGGGCGCUGGGUGGAUGGGGAGACCAUGCUCCAGAGCGAUGGAGGGGUCGACUUUGAGGGCUUCAACCAGCACAUCUCAUCCGAUGAAGAUGGGUUGGGGAUGCUGGCUCGCUACGUGGUCCUGGACUCUGACGGUGGAGACAAACUCUACAUGACACACACUCUGGAAGCCCCCCAUACCCUUGGCAAAUUUGGGGCGGUCAAGUACAAUGGGCGCUCCAUCCACUUUGCUGGCAGUAGCCCCAGCACAGACUCCCGUUGUUGGUUCAGUCCAUACAUCACCUGCAGUUGGGGAAUGGACGCAGUUACUCUCUUCUUUCUGUUCAUCCUCUUCUGUGCGUUGGUUGGAGGUGGAGCUGCCUUUUAUCUGAAGAGAGGUGGACAGAUUGGAACUAUCUUUGGAGGAUCAGGGGGAGGAGGAAGGCCCUUAAAAGUAGUCUUGAAUCUGGAUGACCUCAUUUUCAUCAAUACCCAGACCAGCCAAAAGAAGCUGAAUGAGGACAGUAUGAUGAACAGUCAGCUGGACGUGAAGACGCCUCGCCACUCAGUGUCGGGACGAAGCUACUUUGGCUCCACCCCUGACAGUUCCAAUGUCGCUGUCUUUGAGGGUGACUGGGUUUGGUUGAAGAAAUGUCCCAAUGGAAACACUGUGUCAAGUGUCAGUGAUGGCACUCAAAGUAUUUUCACCAAGCUCAGGGACAUGCGGAAUGAGAAUCUCAACCUGUUCCUUGGCCUGUUCCUCGACUCUGGGAUCUUUGGUGUUGUGACAGAGCACUGUACCAGGGGCAGCUUGGAGGACCUUCUCAACAAUGAGGACAUGCGCCUCGACUGGAUGUUCAAGUCCUCCCUGUUGAUGGAUCUGAUAAGGGGAAUGAAGUACCUGCACAACCGUGAUGUCAUCCAUGGGCGCCUGAAGUCCCGAAACUGUGUGGUGGACGGACGCUUCGUGCUGAAGGUGACUGAGUACGGCUUCAACGAGAUCAUAACAACCCAGGGUGUCGACUUUGACGAGGGCAGGCCUGAGGAUCAGCUGUGGACGGCUCCAGAGCUACUGAGGGACUCCAGUUUGAUGAAGAGAGGAUCGUUCCCAGGGGACGUUUACAGUUUUGCCAUCAUCAUGCAGGAGGUCAUCGCCCGCUGUGCUCCCUUCUGCAUGCUGGACAUGCCUCCCAAGGAGAUCAUCAGUAAGUUGAAAUCACCCCCACCACUGUGUCGGCCUACUGUGUCAGUGGAUGAGGCUCCACUAGAGGUGAUCCAGGUCAUGAAACAGGCCUGGAGCGAGGAGCCAGACAAGAGACCCACCUUCGAGGAGAUCUUCAAACAGUUCAAGAGUAUAACCAAGGGAAAGAAGACCAACAUCAUAGACUCCAUGCUGCGUAUGUUGGAGCAGUACUCCACUAACCUUGAGGACCUGAUCAGGGAGAGGACAGAGGAGCUGGAGGUGGAGAGGAAGAAGACUGAUAACCUGCUGGCCCAGAUGUUGCCCAGGUCUGUGUGCCUGGCCCUGAAGACGGGCAAGCCUGUGAGACCAGAGCACUUCUCUGAGGUCACUCUGUACUUCAGUGACAUUGUGGGCUUCACCACCAUCUCUGCACUCAGCGAGCCCAUUGAGGUGGUAGACUUACUCAAUGAUCUCUACACACUCUUUGAUGCCAUCAUCGGGCAGCAUGAUGUCUACAAGGUGGAGACCAUCGGAGACGCGUACAUGGUAGCCUCUGGAGUUCCAAACCGGAACGGUAGACGCCACGCAGCUGAGAUGUCCAACAUGUCCCUGGACAUUCUCCACUGUAUUGGAACCUUCAAGAUGAGGCACAUGCCUGACGUCAAGGUCAAGAUUCGUAUCGGCCUGCACUCUGGCCCUGUGGUGGCAGGUGUGGUGGGUCUGACGAUGCCUCGGUACUGUCUGUUCGGAGACACUGUCAACACAGCCUCUCGAAUGGAGUCCACAGGGUUGUCUUACAGAAUCCAUGUCAACCAGAGCACAGUCGAUAUCCUGCAUGAACUACAAAUGGGCUACAAAGUAGACACCAGGGGCAUGACAGAGCUGAAGGGGAAGGGAGUUGAAAACACUUACUGGUUGGCUGGGAGAGCUGGGUUUGACAAGGUUCUGCCCAUACCGCCUGACCUUACUCCAGGGGCAAGUAACCAUGGCAUCAGUUUGGAGGAGAUUCCUCCAGAUAGAAAACAAAAAUUCCUUGACCGGCAGGCGAGGAAUAAGUAGCCUGUAAGAUAGUGUGGCCCAGUCCUACCUGUUGGAGUGAAAGACCAGAGAGGUGAAUAGAGCAGGUUGGUAGAGAGGAGAGGAUGGGUUAGGGGUGCGUCUGACAGACAGUCUGUCGCAUCCCCCCAUGUGUCCUGUCAGGAGUGCUGAUCCACAUUGCACAAAUAAGCCAAAGUUGGAGAGACACUGUCUGUCUUCAACACAUUACAUUUGUUGCACAGAGCAAAGAUAUGUUUAAACAAGAGUUUAUUAAAUGUACUGUAGAGCAUAUGUGGGAAACAGGAGGGAUAAAUAAAGGGAUAUUACAAUCAUGCACCAAAAUACCAAAUACACUACAAAAGUAUGUGGACACCCAUUCAAAUUAGUGGAUUUGGCUAUUUCAGACACACCCGUUGCUGACAGGUGUAUAAAAUUGCGCACACAGCCAUGAAAUCUCUAUAGAAAAACAUUGGCAGUGGAAUGGCCCAUUCUGAAGAGCUCAGUGACUUUCAACGUGGCAACAUCAUAGGGUGCCACUUUUCCAUCAAGUCAGUUCUUGAUUUUCUGCCCUGCUAAAACUGCCCCGGUCAACUGUAAGUGCUGUUAUUGAGAACUGGAAAUGUCUAGGAUCAACAACAGUUUAGCCGCGAAGUGGCAGACAACACAAGCUCACAGAACGGGACUGCCGAGUGCUGAAGUGCUUAGAGUGUAAAAAUUGUCUGUCCUCGGUUGCAACACUCACUACAGAGUUCCAAACUGCCUCUAGAAGCAACGUAAGCACAAUAACUGUUCAUCAGGAGGUUCAUGAAAUUGGCUUCCAUGGCCUAGCAGCCGCACACAAGCCUAAGAUCACCAUGCGCAAAACCAUCGGCGGCUGGAGUGGUGUAAAGCUCGCAACCAUUGACCUCUGGAGCAGUGGAAAAGUGUUUUCUGGAGUGAAGAAUCAUGCUUCAACAUCUGGCAGUCCGACGGACUAAUCUGGGUUUGGCGGAUGCCAGGAGAACGCUACCUGCCCGAAUUCAUAGUGCCAACUGUAAGGUUUGGUGGAGGAGGAAUAAUGGUCUGGGGCUGUUUUUCAUGGUUUGGGCUAGGCCCUUUAGUUCCAGUGAAGGGAAAUCUUAUUGCUACACCAUACAAUGACAUUGUAGAUGAUUAUGUGCUUUUAACUUUGUGGCAACAGUUUGGGGAAGGCCCUUUCCUGUUUCAUCAUGACAAUGCCCCUGUGCACAAAGUGAAGUUCAGUGAGAUCGAUGUUGAAGAACUUGACUGAGCUGCACAGAGCCCUGACCUCAACCUCAUCGAACACCUUUGGGAUGAAUUGGAACAUCAACUGCGAGCCGGUCCUAAUCACCAAACAUCAGUGCCCGACCUCACUAAUGCUCUUGUGGCUGAAUGGAAACAAGUUCCCGCAGCAAUGUUUCAAGAUUUAGAGGGAAGCCUUCCCAGAAGAGCGGAGGCUGUUAUAGCAGCGAAGGGGGGACCAACUCCAUAUUAAUGCCCAUGAUUUUGGAAUGAGAUGUUCGACGAGCAGGUGUCCACAUACUUUUAUCGAUGUAGUGUAUAUUGAUGUACUGUAGGAGUCUCUGUAGAAUGAAAACAUCACAGGACAAACAUGGGAAGAGACGGACUUCUUGAAAAAAACGUUAAAUGUCCAUUAUAUCGUGUACAAUAUACUGUAUUUAUCUCUACUUUGCUUUGUAGAAAUAUUGGACAGAUUUCAUUUUAAACACCCCAACGGUGAAUGAAAAGUAUUCAUACUCAACUAUAUGACAUGCGUAUAUUAAAAUGUAGCAUGCACUGUAAUGUAUCUAACCUGUUAUAUUUAAGUUUGGUAACGUCGUCUCUCACAAUAAUACAGUACAUCGAUCUUAGAUUUUUUUUUUUUACAGAUAUAAGGUAGACUGUUAAAGAAUUUGGUCCAAGGCGUUCUCUGUUUUUUAUUUUCUUAUUGUCCUGCUUCAGUAAUUAACGCCUUCUAUUUGUUUGAAUGAUCAUUUAGAAAAUUCAACCCAUUAGAAAAUAUGAAUUCAUAUUUUUUUCACAAAUUUGCCAGUUGGGACAUUAAUUUAAUAAUUUUCAAAUCAAAUAAAUAUGUUGCAAAAUAACUGUUCCCAGAAAUGAAGCUUCACUUCAACAGAUUAUUAAUAAACGUUGACUCAUAGAUCUAAACUCUUAUCUAUUGAGACAGAACCAUCUCUCUGCUCUUCUCUAUCUUUCUGAAAUCAUGCUUUAUUCGUGUUUUCACUGUAUUUUGUUAUUCAACUAAAUCCAGGUAUGUAUGUAUAGACACAUUUUGUUUUAUGGUAUUUAUAUAUCAGUACUGUUUUAUGGUAUUUAUAUAACAGUAUAUCCCAAUUAAAUUUUUUAAAGAACUGUACAUUUGUUUUAACAUGAAGUGAUAUGCAUUUUCUUACAACAAUGACAUUGAAUGAGCAAUGGGAUUAAUAAAUGUUCCAAUGGGAAAAAAAUAUGUAAACCCACAUUAUACAAUGAUAAGGUCACAAUCUCAAUUCUUACAGGGUCAUUGUCAUUCAAGCUAUUUUCUGCUACAUAUAGUGGUUCAAAUAGUACAAAAUGCAAGGGAAUAAUAAUGGCUGCAGUCAUUUUUAGUUUAUUUCUACAUAUGCUACAAUAUACCUUGGAGUCAUAGGGGAUUGCUUACAAAUCAAGAGCAGAGACUGGAAUACACACCAGCUUGUACUGCACAUGGUUCCUAAUAGGAAGUGAUGUAUUCAAAGGAUGAGCUACACGUAUUUGGUCUGAAAGAUAUAGACUGUCUAUCAAACCCAAAUAGCAAUGUUUUAUUUGGUAUUAUGAUGACUGAAUUGUAAAUCUUGCGGUGUGGUCUCAUUGUGUGUGCUUGUGUAAAUAAAUAAUGGUUUUAGUGA
Oncorhynchus kisutch (coho salmon) is the source of this 6784-nucleotide messenger RNA. RefSeq names its product retinal guanylyl cyclase 2. Bases 510 to 3917 code for a protein of 1135 amino acids. Gene Ontology annotation, biological process: protein phosphorylation; intracellular signal transduction; cGMP biosynthetic process. Gene Ontology annotation, molecular function: adenylate cyclase activity; protein kinase activity; guanylate cyclase activity. The transcript has 20 exons. Gene Ontology annotation, cellular component: plasma membrane. NCBI's taxonomy places the organism in Eukaryota, Metazoa, Chordata, Actinopteri, Salmoniformes, Salmonidae. The record is from RefSeq and is a predicted model, not a curated record.